GCGCAAAAAAAUUGUAUUGAAUUCGUAUUUGACAGUUCAAAAGCGGCGUUUCAUUUGCAACCUGCGAUUUUUCGCGUUUUUCUUUAAUUUUUCUCAGUUUUACUUUGCAAGGAAAGAUGUGGGACGAUUUUAGAUUGUCAUCAAACGAUGAAUUAACUAUAAAUAAUACACUGUGUGUGAAUGGUUUGUUCCAGAUUGCAUCAUCCCAAGAGGUGAAGAAUCAGCCAAAAGUCCAUGCAGCUGUCCAGAACAGCAAGAUAUUUGUUGCAGUGGAUCAGAGUCUUGUUCUUAUUGAGAAUGAGAAUGUGGGGGAGUGCAAAUUCCUAAGUUUUGCAGAAUCUCAAAUUGAUUGUGUCUUUAUAUCGGAGUCCGGAAAGUUGGUGGUUUGCUGUUUGGCUAACGGGAAUAUCAAUGGGUUUAGCAUAACUGGGAAUCCUUUGUUUAGCCUGAAGGUAAAUGAAGAGGAUAUUGGACAAGAUAGGACCUUUGCCGGCAUCAGCAGUUGCAACCAGGAUCUCUAUGUUAUGUGCACAAGUGGUAGGAUGUACAAGGUGGGAAGUGUUGAUGAGGAUAGAUCGCUAAAUGGAAUUGAUAACAAUGAAACUUUGGUUUUUGAUGAGACCAUCUCAUCAAAUGCUCAUCUUACUCGAAUUUUUUCAAAGAAAUUCUACAAUGAAAUCAUUUCGUUUGUGAUGAUUCCACAAGUUAAUCCUCCAAUGGCUGUAUUCAGUGAUUCUAGCCGUAUUUACAUUUAUUCUUCCGGGGAUGAAUGUCCAAUUUCUUUGGCUGUUAGUAGUGUGAAAAAAUUGCACAUUUUCAAGCACUAUCUCCUGGGAUUGUGUGAGAAUGGAGAUAUCCUGGAGAUUUGUCCAUUCACCGGGAUGAUGUAUAACAUGAGCAUAGAGUCAGAUUGUAGAAUUGAUGAUAUGGUGCUGUUGGAGAGCACUGGGGACAAAAUUGAACUCAUGGUUCUCACAAAAGCCAAUAGAAUGGGUCAAAAGAUGCUGAAAAUUGUGGAAUUUCCAACAAUGCGAUCAUUGUAUGAUCUGGACAUGAGUGAGCAUAUUUGGUUGGUAGAGCAACCAAAAUCUUCAAUGGGAAUGUACUAUUUGGUGGGGAAUAUUGUGGAAGAUAGAGCAAUUCCACAGGAAAUUGAGAUGAAGAUCAUUUCUGAGACACUUCCAGAGCAUCAACUGAGAAAGAUGAUCUGUCGUGGGCGAUUGGAUGAGGCUGAGAAUUUUGCCUUACAAUUCAAUCUCAGCCUUCAGUCCAUCUAUGAGUGUCGAAUUAGUCAACAAGUAGCUGGAAUGGUCAAGUGCAGGAAUACCGAGGUGUUGAGAGAGCAAUUAACUGAUUUCCUUCAGCUCCUCGAUAAAAUUGAUAAUCCGAAAAUUUUGAUCAAUCUCUGGGACAUUGAAAUUCCUGAUCGUCAAAUGACGGCAGAAUUUUUGGAAUAUAUUCUGAAGAAAGUGCCUGGUGAUGAUGAAGGUCAUAGGGAUGUUAAGUACAAAAUUGCAGAAUAUUUGCGCAGGAUUGAAACACUGCAUCUCAUGGAUCCCUCAGAUUCCCUGCUUGAAUGGCGCAAAUUUCUCAGUAGUCAGAAUUUGCUUAAAGUCUGUGUUGAGUACUUUUCAUCGAGCAUCUCAAAGGCUUGCCUGAUCUGGUCAAGGCAUUCAUCGCAUCUCAUUCCCAAUUUGAACACAAAAGAUCUCAUGAAAAUUCUCAAUAGUUUCCCCAGCACAGUUGAACCUUUGGCCGUUAUUCAAUGGCUGCAUCACUUCACACCGUCCCUUCUGCAGGUUCAUCCCGAAUUUAUGCCCACAAUUGUUGACUGGAGCAUUGUGAAGAUUAGAUUUUACGAGAGUACAGCUGCAUGGAAGAAUAAUACCCUGGAGAUAUGUAACAGUAUUCUGGAGAUUUUUUCCAAUCUUCACUUUAUCAUUGCUGAUCCUCGGCGUCAGUAUGACAGCAAUCUCCGAAAAUUGCAGGUGCUAAAGUUUGCCCUGGAAAAUCUUAAGAUUCUCAAGAAUGACUACAAUGUUGUCAUUGGACUGAGUGAUUAUCUGGAAAAUAGCCUAGAGGAUACAACAUUUAAACUCUUACUUGGUGUCCAGACAGAUAAAAUUCAGAGUCUCAUAAAUGAUUUCAUCUAUCCGAAUUUCAUGGAAGUCAAUAAGUCCCCAAUUGAGACACUAGUGAGGUAUAUUAAUUUUCUCAUAACCUACCGGAAAUCCUUCUGCUACUGGCAAGAUAGAGCUGUGAUUGCUCUUGAAUUGAUUCCGGAUGAAGAUGAAAGGCUGCAGUGUGCACAGAAUGUUUUGAGAGAAGCACCUGUACCAUGGUCACCGGUUCUCAUGCCCCUCAUCAAGUAUAGUUGCCUCAAUCAUCGUCUAGCUCAGGAAAUCCGCUCAAUCUAUGAUCAGCGAAUUGUUAAGAUGAUCAAGCUAAAAUAUCACUGGCCACAAAAUGCCCCUGAUGACUAUCUCAUGCUCAUCUGUAGGAUUCUCAAGGAGAAAACCUCCGAGAUGUGGAGUGAUAUCAAGAGUUUGAUUAUGACAGUGCCAAAAAUUGAGAAAAUGGCAUAUUAUUGCUGCAUUCAUGAGCUCACUAAACAGGAAAAUUUCAAAAUGAUUCUCCAUUUGCUCGAGGAAUUGGGUGAUAAUAGUCACGAGAUUAUUCAAUAUAUCAUGGAAACAUUCAUUGAAAUGCUCGAGGAUGGUGUAGAGGUGGACCAUGAGAAGAACUUUAUACAACUGCUCAAUAUUCUGGAUAAAAAAUCAGAUCAGUCAAUGAAAGAAAAUGUUCAGCAGAUUAAUCGGCUAUACGCACUAAAAGGUCGAUUUGAAAAUCAAUUUGUGAAUCUCAGAAUCAAUGAUCUUUCAGAUUCAAAGAGCAUUUUUGAUAAAGGCAUGAACAUUAUUGUGAAUAACUUGAGAAACUACGGAGAUAAUCUCAUUCUGCGACUCUGGAAUGACGUUAAGAUUCUAACGGAAGCUGUUAAUAUGGAUUUCCUCACGGGACUUAUUCAUUUAGCACAAAAGUGCUCCAAUCUCCAACUGUCCUGUGCUCUUGCAUACGAUAUCCUCACAUUGAUUGAAAUAACUAGUGACAAUUGUGAUCGAUUACUUCAAUUCUGUGCUUUGCUUCUUGUGCAACAGGCUCAGGUUUUUGAUUCUGAAGAUGCAAUUUUUGAAGAUACUCUUACAUUUCCCAUAAUCUACAGAUUUCUCGCAAAAAUCCUCCAAGUGACCAAAAUUUAUUAUCUUGAGGCAAAAGAAAUGGUCGUAUGGGUACGAAUGUGUACUGAAUUCUACUGUGAUUCAGAUCUCGAUGACUACUACGAGGGCAAGCACACAACAAUUAGCAAAAAUAUUGCUAAAAUAUUCAUGAACAAUCAUGACACUCUCAAAGAAUUAAAGCUUGAUAAGAAGAGGAUAUCUAUGUCAAUUUUUGAUGAAAUUCUGAGCCCUACAACACAAGUUGCCAAGGAAGUCAAAUUGGAAUUGCAAAGCAUCAUCAAAUGCAUUUCAACCAUCAUGAAAAUAGUCUUUCAUUAUCCUGAAGGCUUGACCUUUGGUUACAGACUCCAAGGAUUUAUCAAAUCAUAUGAUGAAACACUGGAAGAUGAAGAAUUCGAUAGAUUGAAAGAAUAUUUAUCUGAACACAUUCAGAAACUCUUUAAGCUGAAGAUGUACUCAACACUCUACACAAUUGCUCUAAAAAUUAUUGAACUGCAGAAGAAAUGUGGAUUCGAAAUAAUCCCACAAGUCUCGGUUAACCUUUUCCAUGCCAAACUUUUGAAAUCGUCCCUGUCCGAGAGGCAGUUUAAUUUAAUAGAAUGCUUGGCUCAACUGGUGUCCAGUGAAUCACCUGAGAAAUUCGUCCAUUCGUUGGAUAUUCCUCCCAAAAACGAUAUGGUCAGACUGAAUUAUUACACUCUGAUGGAGAAUUACUACAAUCUCUCUGGUAAUGAGGAAAAAGCAUUGCAGGAGAGAGAAAAUCGCAUCAAGUAUCAAUUUAUAACGGAGAUACGUAAGAAGAAGCCUGAUUUUAGGCUAAGCUCAAACCUAGAAAGUAUGGGUCUUGAGCAAGUGAUCAAGGAAGUUUGUACAGUGCCAAUUGAUGUGGCAUCACUUAAAAAUUUAUUUGGGAAUUUAUCGUGGAAGGGUGACUAUCAGGACUUAUUGGUGUCUCAAUUGUUGCUUGUACUGAAGCAGCAAGAAUUGAAAUUUGAUGUGACUUUUGAUGAAUUUGGCAAAGAAAAAAUCACAGUUCAUAAUUCUGUGGAGGAUAUUGUGAAGCAAUGUCGACCGUAUAUGGAUGAGAUUUUGAGGGAGAAAUUGCUCAUGACAAAAUUGAUUGGAUUUAUGUCAACGAUGAAUUUCUAUUUCUACGAAAUGUAUAUCAGUAUCAUUGAAAUACUGAUGGAAUUCAAUGUACUACCACCUGAAAUGGGAAUGUGGAAGACUAUUUUGGAAUUUCUAAAACACAAAAUGACUGUCAGGAGACGUACUAAGGCAACACAGGAGGAAGGUGAUUUGUGGCUGCAGGCCCAAUCAGAUGGGGGAAUGUUGCCAAAAAUUGCCAAAUAUCGAUUUCCAUUUCAAGUUAUCAUCAAAAAUGAUUUGCACAAAAUUCUAGGGGAUGAAAUUCACGUGGAUAAUUGUAAGGAUUGGUUUCCACUCAUAAAGAUUCAUACGCUGUAUUUCUACAAGGAAGCCACAAUGGCCAUUGUGACGGAAACUACAGAGAAAUUUUGCAUGACUGCAAUUAAAAAUUCCAUGGCAGAAUACAAGGCGCAUACGGAAAGGGGGGAAAAUAGUGAUGCUUGGCAAUUGAAACCAACUGAUAAUUCUAUGUUGAAAUCAAUUAUUAAAUUGACACAAUUCAUGUCGACAGAAUGGAAAAUAUUUUCUGUACUCUAUUACGUGACUAAUUACACAGCAGAUGGAGUGGAUCAGGUGGAGGCAGCAUAUGAAUGCUACAAAUAUGCCAUGGAGAAUGAGAAGAAAUUGGUUGUGAGUGAAGCUGCUAGGGAUAAAUUGAUGAAGAUCAAACGAAAGUAUCCGAUGAUUAAAAUUCAACACUUGCUGCAUGUGCACAAACUCAAUGAGGAAACUUUGUUGAAUUUGGUGGAGAAUCCCAAGGAAUUGAUUCAUGCUCUUUACCUCCAUGAAUCAAUUUUGAAGCCUCAACCACCAAAUAUUACGCAUCUUGUUGAAGAAAUUGCAGAGCUGCACGCACUAGAUUUGCGUGUUAUUCAAGCCCAUUUGUUGACCAAAUGGCUAUCGAUAAAUGUGGACAAUAAUGAAUCCAAUCCUGAUGAAACACUCCUAUUGGACAAUUUGCAGGAGGAUAAAUGCUCAAAUCAGGACAGUGAUGUAGAUAAUUCUGUCAAGAGAGCACAAUAUAUUUUACAGAGCUGGCCAGAAGAUGAUGCUGUUCAAUUUCUCAUUACUAUUUCUCAUCAGAAUCCACAGAAUCCUGAGAGUGAGCUGAGGAUCUUUGAAUGGAUGGUCCAGCUACUGGAUGAUGACAGUACUGAAUCAAAGAGUGUUAUUGCUCAGAAAAACUAUGUUCAAGUGAAGGUAACCAGUGAUCUCAAGAAAUUGGGCUUCAAUUUGCCACCAGCAAGGUACAACAAUUAUGAUAAAAUUUCCCUGUUAAAGAUGAUUUGGCAAAAGAAUGGAAAUAAUCCAGUUGCUGUUCAUGCAAUGGCACUUAUCUGCUUGGAAUUUGACAUAAAUGAAUAUAAAAUUUGGGAUGUGAUCCUACGUCGAAUGGUGCACUUUGAGAUGAAAAAAGAACUCCUGUCCAUUGUAAAUUUCCUGUCGGCUAAGCAAGAACUUCUAUCUGUAGAGGGUUUAAGGAUUGCCUGGGAAUGGUUAAUCAGAGCUCCCUUUGAGAAGGCAUCUCGUGUAACAACAUCCAAGGAUACUGAAGAACUCUGCCGAUCACUAACACUUCUACAAACUUGCCCAAUAACAUCCAAGAUUAACUUAGUGAAUCUGGCCCAUUUGUGUGUGCAUAUUGAACAGGUGCACAUGGCUGCGAUACUUAUGGUCUAUGGCAACAAGGAAGACAGGAUUACCAUUAAAAAUCUGGUUUUGAAGCAUAAAUCAUCUAAAAUAAAGGAUGAACUUGAGGAGCUGGAACUUAAUGGAAUUCUUCCUGUUCUCAUUAAAAAUGCCACUACAGAAAUUUUUCACACACUGGAUUAGGAUAAAAUAUUUAUUUAAUCAUGAACUCCAGUAAUUGUAAUACAAAAUCUGAUUAAAAAGAUUAUUCUACAUA
This is a messenger RNA of Phlebotomus papatasi, 6294 nucleotides long. RefSeq names its product kinetochore-associated protein 1 (gene rod). Gene Ontology annotation, molecular function: small GTPase binding. Gene Ontology annotation, cellular component: cytoplasm; RZZ complex; kinetochore microtubule. The coding region runs from base 117 to 6221 and encodes 2034 amino acids. NCBI's taxonomy places the organism in Eukaryota, Metazoa, Arthropoda, Insecta, Diptera, Psychodidae. The transcript is spliced from 6 exons. The record is from RefSeq and is a predicted model, not a curated record. Gene Ontology annotation, biological process: protein localization to kinetochore involved in kinetochore assembly; mitotic spindle assembly checkpoint signaling; mitotic sister chromatid segregation.